This is a messenger RNA of Vanrija pseudolonga, 898 nucleotides long. It is a transcript of the gene FKBP5, whose product is annotated as FK506-binding protein 5. The record is from RefSeq and is a predicted model, not a curated record. The transcript is spliced from 4 exons. Bases 104 to 772 code for a protein of 222 amino acids. NCBI's taxonomy places the organism in Eukaryota, Fungi, Basidiomycota, Tremellomycetes, Trichosporonales, Trichosporonaceae.
CACGUCACAACCACCCGUGUCCAACGUUUCUCAAACUCGGGCUCGCAUCCAUCCUUGACACGAUCAUGUCGACACCCUCCACCCACCUCAUCACACUUGCAUAAUGUCACAGCGACGACUCCCUGCAUUGGAUCACAAGCAUACGCCGGCGGCGCCAUACUCCAACAACCGCGACGCUGCGCACGCCCUCCAAGCAGUUGCGAUCUCUCUCAUCGACUCGGGGCUUAGGAUUCUCCAGUCCGACGUCCUGUCAGACGAACAGCUCCAGCAUGAGAGCCACUUGAUCCCUGGCGGCACGUUGGGCAAGCACUUUCGCCACGUAACGGAAAUGUUCGACGCGUUCCUGCUGCCCCUCUCGACGACAACAACCGCUGGCGGACCACUAGUCAUCGACUAUGACGCAGAACUGCCGCGCUCCCGACACUUGACAGCCAGGUCUGUAUCGCAUGCACGUCAGGCGAUGGAGGGAGUACGUGCCGGUCUUGCAGCUCUCGGAGACGUUGGCGAUCUCGCUACGGUGUUGGGUGGCGAUGUCGAGGUCGUCGCGCUUACACCGAGUCGUCAAGAGCUGAGCAGCUCUCUUGGGCGUGAGCUAUGGUUCUGCUCUCUCCAUGCCAUUCAUCACUACACAAUGAUUCGGACCAUUGCCGUCCAUGAACUAGGACUGUCGCUCUCUCCAGACUUUGGAACCGCACCAGCGACGUUGCUGUACCGAAGCAGGGAGUGCAGAUCACCCUCAGAGCCCGCCGACAAGGUUUGGGCCAAGUUGUAGGGCAAGUCGGGCUCGGUCUCGGGCAUGGCCUCGUGCCAGCCUCCUUAAUCUGGUCUGGUUGGGAAACGUGUUGUAGGCAUCGACCACUCUAUAGAUAUGUUGCAGUUCAACGCAUGUAGCAGCUGA